Molecule: messenger RNA, 483 nt
Organism: Psilocybe cubensis
Lineage: Eukaryota; Fungi; Basidiomycota; Agaricomycetes; Agaricales; Agrocybaceae
Exons: 3
Coding region: 1-483 (160 amino acids)
Source: RefSeq, a predicted model, not a curated record
AUGGACAGUGGAACAUCACCGAGUGGACCUGAUUCCGAAUCUUCUAGCGUAUACCCCGUCCAAAGGCACGCAGGAAAAGUCGGUUAUGGUCCCAAUUUUGCUUCAGGAGCGGGUCUCGUAGACAGGCUGACUGGUCUCGCCACCGAGAUUAAAGGAAAGGCAACACAUAAUCCUGCAAUGGUGCACCAUGGACAUGAAAUAUUCACGGGAGAAGCAAAACGAAAGAAGAUUCUAGGAAUCGACGAUCCCGACCCAGCAUUUGAUACAGGAAGAGAUUCCAAAAAGAAAUCAUCAGGUCCUACCACUUCAAACCCUCCGACUGGCACAGUUGCUUCAGGUGCAGAUCCUAAUGCCCCGAACGCUCCUUCUUCUGCAUCAGUCACAAGGAGUUCCAAAGAGCAUGUUCCUGAGGCCAUCAAUCUAGCAGGUCCAGAGCAUGUCAGUGAUAUGGGGUCAUCAGUAGAACAUUUGAAGCACUCUUAA